UAGGCCAAUUAGCAAUGGCGUCGACACAAUCUUCAACCUUUCGUGCUCCUAUUCAAAGUGUUCAGGAGCUCAUCAAAGAGCCCAUCCCUGCAGUCCCACAGCCAUUUAUCCUGGAUGAUCCGCAGCCUCCAAUUCUCUCAGCCAGCACUCCCCUGCCACUACUCCCCACCAUUGACAUGAAACAUUUAAUUAUGAGUGAAACCGCAGGUUCUGAGCUGGAGAAGUUGCACUCAACUUGCAAACAAUGGGGUUUUUUUCAGUUGGUGAACCAUGGAGUCAGCUCUUCACUUGUGGAGAAACUGAAAUCGGAGAUCGGAGAAUUUUACAAACUUCCCUUGGAAGAGAGAAUGAAAUACAAGAUGAGGCCCGGUGAUGUUGAAGGGUACGGGCAUCUUCCAAUCUGGUCAGAAGAUCAAAAACUUGACUGGGCUGAUAGGUUUUAUAUGAUAACCAACCCCAUACAUACAAGGAAGCCGUAUCUAUUACCAGAACUCCCUUCAUCGCUAAGGGAUAGCUUGGAAUGUUACUUAGCGGAGCUGCAGAAACUAGCGAUGAUGCUUCUAGGGUUUAUGGCCAAAGCUCUAAAGUUGGAGAAAGGAGAGAUGGAAGACUUGUUUGAGGAUGGGAUGCAAUCAGUGAGGAUGACUUACUAUCCUCCAUGCCCACAACCAGAGCUGGUUAUGGGGCUUACGCCUCACUCUGAUGCAACCGGCAUCACCAUCCUUCUUCAAAUUAAUGGAGUGGAUGGUCUCCAAAUUAAAAAGGAUGGGGUUUGGAUUCCUGUGAGCUUCCUUCCAGAUGCUCUUGUUGUGAAUGUAGGAGACGUUGUCGAGAUUCUGAGCAACGGGGUAUACACCAGCAUAGAGCACCGGGCAACAGUAAAUGCAGCAAAAGAGAGGAUCUCCAUUGCCAUGUUCUUCAAUCCCAAAUUCUCAGCUCAGAUUAAACCUGCACCCAGCCUGAUAAAUCCUCAAAAUCCGCCACUGUUCAAACAAGUAGGCAUGGAAAAAUACUUCAUAGAUUUCUUCUCCCGUAAGCUGGAUGGAAAAUCGUAUCUAGAGCAUAUGAAGAUAAAAAAUGAGGAAGAAUACAGUACCUGAAGUCAGGCUACAUGUAUAUGGUUAUGCUUAAUUAUGGUAUGCUAUGGUUUGGCAGUUGCAUGGAUCCUAGAAAGAUUAUAGCUUUGAGAUGGGUAGUAUUAUUACUAUCUUAUUACGUACACUUGUCAAAUAAUUUCUGUAAAAUAAGGAUUUCCUGUAGCGAGUUGUUGUAAUGUUGUUUCCAUGUUAUACAUAAAUAAGAUUGUAUAAAUUAUAUAAAGAAGAAAAAAAAUUUGUC
Molecule: messenger RNA, 1338 nt
Organism: Vitis riparia (riverbank grape)
Lineage: Eukaryota; Viridiplantae; Streptophyta; Magnoliopsida; Vitales; Vitaceae
Product: protein SRG1-like
Exons: 4
Coding region: 15-1100 (361 amino acids)
Source: RefSeq, a predicted model, not a curated record